GCCGCGUCCAGGUGUGUUUCUGCCGACAUGGGUCUGGUUUACUCCGAGCCGGCCUGUCAGGCGGCAUAUGAUGGCGACGUCUAUCAGCUGUACGACGUCCUGAAAAAUGACCCGACCCAGCUGGACGUGCAGGAGCGACUCACCGGGGACACGCCGCUCAUCGCCGGCUGCCGCUCUGGUAAACUGGCCGUGGUGACGUACCUGCUGGAGAACGAGGCCGACGUCCACCUGACCAAUAAGAAACAGAGGACGUGUCUCCACUACGUGUCCAAGAGAUCCUUCUCUCUCCUGGAUUACCUGAUGAUCACCAUCCUGAUGCCCAUCCUGCUGCUCGGCUACUUCCUCAUGCUGCAGAAACGGAGGCAGAACGCAGCGCUGAUGAACGCCGUGCUGAACACCAAAGUCAACGUCAACGCUGUCGAUUACAAGGGGAACACGGCUCUUCACUACGUCUGUCUGAGGAAAAGUUCUGCACUAGUUCCUCUGUUGCUGCAUCGAAACGCCAAAACAACCAUCAAGAAUAACGUGGGAGAAACUCCGCUGGACAUCGCCAACCGGCUGAAGUUCACCAAGAUCGCUAAGAUGCUGCGGAAGGAUCGCUGACGGACGGACGGACACGUCCUUAAUUUAAGUUGUCACUGAUGACGGAGACACGGCAACGCUGCUGCCUAACUAUGCUAAGCUAUGCUAACAGUUACCCUUGGUUUCCGGUGCUUACAUUCCAAAAACUCAAAAUCUUAACAAGAAUAUUUGUCUUAUUUCUAGUUAA
Molecule: messenger RNA, 769 nt
Organism: Cololabis saira (Pacific saury)
Lineage: Eukaryota; Metazoa; Chordata; Actinopteri; Beloniformes; Belonidae
Gene: ankrd22
Product: ankyrin repeat domain 22
Exons: 6
Coding region: 28-603 (191 amino acids)
Molecular function (GO): protein binding
Source: RefSeq, a predicted model, not a curated record